UCCUCUGUCAACAAAACACCCAACUUAAUCUAUUUCCCUUUUUGAGAGAGUAAAGUAAAGAAAGAAUCGAAAAAAUGUUCGGAGGCAGUCAAUUGGACUCAUUUUCUGGCGGAGGUUUUAUGCCUUCUCAAUCAACUCAAGGCUCCGAUCCUUCACGCACUUCCGCUAAGAGUCGUGAUAACCCACCUCUGCUUCCGCUAACAGUGAAACAGAUAAGCCAAUCAAUACAAUCAAGUGAUGAGAAAUCUAACUUUGUUAUUGAUGGUGUCGAUGUCAAUAAUGUGAGAUUGGUCGGAUUGGCAUUUAAAAAAUCCGAGAGAGUGACAGAUGUGACUUUUACAAUUGAUGAUGGCACUGGUCGCAUUGAAUGCACUAGAUGGGUGAAUGAUGCUGUGGAUACCAAGGAAGUAGAGGAAGUAUCGGAUGGGAUGUAUGUGCGGGUCCACGGACACUUGAAAGGUUUUCAGGGUAAAACACAGCUAGUGAUUUUUGCUAUCAGACCGAUUACUGAUUACAAUGAAGUUGCUACACACUACCUUGAAUGUAUCUAUGUCCAUCACUGCAAUAGGAAGCCACAGAGCGGUCUCUCUGUCUCCGCUCCCGGUCAAACUGAUGUGCUUGUAGCAGUUAGUGCCCCUUUAAGUGGAUUCAGUUCCAGUCAGUUGUCUGGACAUUUGAGCAUCGAUGGGCUCAAGGGCAUAGAGAAGGCAGUGAUCGAUUAUUUGGAACAGCCGUCAUCACUUUCACAGGAGAAAGGGAUACACUGGAAUGAAAUUGCUCAACAACUUAAAGUUCCUCUGGAGAAAAUCAAGGAAGCAAUAGCAUCUCUUGAAUCGGAAGGGCUGGCUUACUCUACCAUCGAUGAAUGUCACUACAAGUCAACAAGUGCUUAAAGCUUUGCUUAAAUGCUCAGGGAAUCAGGGGAAAGAUCAUGCAUUAUAGUUAAGCUUGCCCUCGUCAAAUAUAUCUAGUUUUAGUAACUGAUUUCUGUCAGUGUAGAUUCAUGUUGGAGUCGACUUUGAACGAACUAAAGCCUGUGAGAAGGUUUUUGUGUUUUUUGCUAUUUUUUUGGGUUGUAUUUGUUAGGGUUCGUUGAUCUGUUGCCACUCCUGUUUUGAUGUAAAGAAUUACCCAUGGAUAGGGGUAAACAGGUCUUUCGUCUUUCAAAAUCUCCACAAUGGCAAUGGUGCUUUCGGCAGACCUAGUAGUGGAGCAACCCAGUUGGAGCCCCUUUGGGAGCUCAAUGUUUUUUUCCUUCAUUCAUUAGUCAAACGAUAACCGUGUCUUUUAUUGAGAGCAUUGGUCAAUUAUUAGAUCCCUCUAUUACAAAGCCA
Molecule: messenger RNA, 1334 nt
Organism: Nicotiana tabacum (common tobacco)
Lineage: Eukaryota; Viridiplantae; Streptophyta; Magnoliopsida; Solanales; Solanaceae
Product: replication protein A 32 kDa subunit A-like
Biological process (GO): DNA replication; double-strand break repair via homologous recombination; nucleotide-excision repair
Cellular component (GO): chromosome, telomeric region; nucleus; DNA replication factor A complex
Molecular function (GO): single-stranded DNA binding
Source: RefSeq, a predicted model, not a curated record